AUGAAGACCACCACCAUCCUUGCAACUCUCGCCGUUGUUCUCGGUGCCAGCAUCGACGGCGUCACUGCCACCUGCUUCCGCAGUGGUGAUAUUUUCCAAGACAAGGGCAACGCUAGAUGGCACGUCGAAAGAGCUUGCAAGGGCUACGAUAACCAGCAGGGCUUUUUCCAGGGCACUUUCGCAGCCGGAGAGUCCAAGUAUACCUGCGUCCAGGGCUCCACCACUCAGAAGUACGAUAUCACUGUUCGCAAUGAGAACACCAACGCCGCCAUCGAUCUCAACGAUGACGACUGCGUUCUACGUCUCCACAACGAAAUCAAUGGCUGUGACCAUGGUGGCGAUUCCACUGUCUCCGGUUGGAGAUUCAUCGUCGACCCCAACAACGGUAUCUGUUAA
Molecule: messenger RNA, 396 nt
Organism: Aureobasidium musti
Lineage: Eukaryota; Fungi; Ascomycota; Dothideomycetes; Dothideales; Saccotheciaceae
Source: the annotation of a GenBank genome assembly